Cottoperca gobio is the source of this 3560-nucleotide messenger RNA. RefSeq names its product mitogen-activated protein kinase 14b (gene mapk14b). NCBI's taxonomy places the organism in Eukaryota, Metazoa, Chordata, Actinopteri, Perciformes, Bovichtidae. The transcript is spliced from 12 exons. Bases 314 to 1432 code for a protein of 372 amino acids. The record is from RefSeq and is a predicted model, not a curated record. Gene Ontology annotation, molecular function: ATP binding; MAP kinase activity. Gene Ontology annotation, biological process: protein phosphorylation.
AGCGAGAACAGUGCGAAAAAUUCAGCGAAAGAUAGUCCAGACUGAGCUUCCUGACCCGAGUGCGUUUUGUAUAGGAAGUUGCCUCCAAGCGCCCCGACGUGCACGGAGAGGUGGGGAUUUUCUUUGCACAACUGCCCCGAAUUUGCACGACUGGGCGGCUGAAGUUUUGUGUGAUUGAGGACCGUCUCAGUUUUUAGUUUUUUAUCAGGGAGCAGCACCACACCACGUCGUGCCACACACGGGGAGGAGAGGAGAGAGGGCAGAAGUUUCCGCUGGCUUGUUGUGUCGCUGCGCGGCUGGUAAAUCCGUAGGAAUGUCGCAGAAGGAGAGACCCACUUUCUACCGACAGGAGCUCAACAAAACCGUGUGGGAGGUCCCGGAGCGGUACCAGAACUUAUCUCCCGUCGGCUCCGGUGCUUACGGAUCUGUAUGUUCGGUGUAUGAUGUGAAGACAUGCCUGAAGAUUGCAGUGAAGAAGUUGUCCAGACCCUUCCAGUCCAUCAUCCACGCAAAGAGAACCUACAGAGAGCUGCGGCUGCUCAAACACAUGAAGCACGAGAAUGUGAUUGGUCUAUUAGACGUUUUCACACCAGCGACAAGCUUAGAGGAGUUCAACGAUGUGUACUUGGUGACCCACCUAAUGGGUGCAGACCUCAACAACAUCGUCAAGUGCCAAAAGCUGACCGAUGACCACGUCCAGUUCCUCAUCUACCAGAUUCUCAGAGGCUUAAAGUACAUCCAUUCUGCAGAUAUCAUCCACCGAGACCUGAAGCCAAGUAAUCUGGCUGUGAAUGAAGACUGCGAGCUCAAGAUCCUGGACUUUGGUUUGGCACGGCACACGGAUGAUGAGAUGACGGGCUACGUAGCCACCCGGUGGUACCGAGCCCCGGAAAUCAUGCUCAACUGGAUGCACUACAACAUGACAGUGGAUAUCUGGUCAGUGGGCUGCAUCAUGGCCGAACUACUUACUGGACAGACGCUCUUCCCUGGCACAGACCGUAUCCUUCCACCGUUGGCAUUGCCAUGCAAAAACAUUGAUCAGUUGAAGCUUAUAAUGAUGCUCGUCGGAACCCCAGGGCCCGAGCUCUUGAUGAAAAGCUCUUCGGAGUCUGCAAGGAACUACAUUAACUCACUUCCCCACAUGCCCAAGAGGAACUUUGCUGAUGUGUUUAUUGGUGCCAACCCUCUUGCGGUGGACUUGCUGGAGAAAAUGCUGGUGCUGGACACAGACAAGCGAAUCACGGCUUCUGAGGCUCUGGCCCACCCGUACUUCGCUCAGUACCACGAUCCAGAUGACGAGCCUGAAGCAGAGCCUUACGACCAGAGCUUUGAAAGUCGCGAGCUGGAGAUUGAGGAAUGGAAGAGGUUAACCUAUGAGGAGGUACUCAGUUUUGAGCCGCCGUCGUUCGAUGGAGACGAGAUGGAAUCCUGAGGAGGAGGAGGAGGAGGAGCAGGAGGCACCUUUUCUUCCAUCUUUUUGUUUUCCAAGAAACACUCUUUAAGGACUAUGAGUCUCUUGUGACUAUCCACCACUUUCUACACGCACACACACACACGCACACGCACACACAAUCAUGACAUGCAAGUGCCUGCCGUAAUUCAUCUCUGGGGGACGUUGUUUUUAUCAGGGAUAAAACUCGACAUCCUGUUCCUUUUGUCCCCCACUUUGCUGUUUUCGUUACUCUGCAUCCCAAGGCGCCGAGGCAGACUUUAAAAUCUCCUCAUAUUUUUAGUGAGUUUUUACCUCAGAUAUUUAUUAUUUAUAUUGAUCCCCUCUUUGACUAAGAAAACUAGAAACUACAUGUCAGUCAGUAGGAACAAUGUAACUCCUAAUACGUAUUUUAUAAAACCACUUGGCAGUAAUUAAUAUUAUCGGAAAGGUUUGAUGGAAAGCUUUCAAGCGUCUAAAGUUUAUUUUUCACACAUUAAAAUUCAAUUUUAUUUCUGUCAUCACAUAGAAUUGUGUAAAUAUGACAAACCGUAUUUGUACAGAAGUACUUCAGACAAACUAGUUACCGUAUUUGUGUAAUAGUCAUAAUUGCUGAGUCACGGCUCAGCCGACCCCUUUGACAGUAUGAAUUUUAUUACUAGAGUUUAGCCUGAAAUGCCAUAUAAAAAGAUACAGUAUGUAAUUUAAUACAAGUAUGUCUAGGAUAGGCUUAAAUAUAAAAUAUUUACCUCUACAUGGAAAAUUCAAAGCUUCAUAUUUGUUGUUGGAUUUAAAGGCUUACAGUAUCCCUUUUUCUUUUACCAAAAUAUGAGUUCAUCCAUUUCACCUACUUAACAUUUGUUUAGUUCCUUCUCUUUUCUCCAUAUCAAUUCUUCUUCAAGCACUUCUGUUCUGCGGUUUCAGAGGAAUGUUACAGUCCCCAUUAUCACAACCUACACUUUUGCAUGAUAAAGUCAGAUUUGGCUUGUUAGUUUAUUGAAAUGUGAUGUUUCCCACCUCAACACCAACUGACAAUGUACUUUAAUCAUAUUGCAUUUACAAAACACAGUACUAUUAAUGUUUAUUGAAUGUUUGGGGCACCAGUCUGCCCUGUAUUUAUGAUCUUUUGUUAUGUUGUUUGUAUAUCGAUGUAAAGAGAAUAUUAUUUGUCAAAAUUUAAGGUUCUUUUUAUUAUUUAUGGAAAGCUUACUGUAUCAGAAACCAAACGUAUCGUCAAUCUCAAACGUCAGUUAAGCCGCGGUGACUACAGUUACCGCUUGUGUAUCAGAGCAAACAAUAUCAUCAAGAUGUUGCGGACAACCAUAUAGUUUUAAUUAGUUUGAUCAACUUUGCUCAUUUUGGAGUUAAUUUCUUUAGUUUAAAGCUGUUCUUGAACAUUAAGGUAUCUUAUUGUGUUCCCUGAGGUACUGCCCUCAAAGUAUCCUAUUUUUAAAAAGAAAAUUAAUAAAAAAAACAUCAAAGCCAAAAUAUAUAUUACAAGAUUUUGUAUUGACAUCAGAACCACUAAACCGUAGACUCCCUGUUCUGAAGUGUACUUCAAACAUUUAUUGACCAAAUGUUUUUUCUAUGUGAACUAUUUUAGGAGUCCGAUAACCUUGUGACAUACAAGCUAUAUCCUCAGUUACUCUGGCUAAUCUCAACCAAACAUCAGUGUCUUUACAAUUUCAUUUGCAACAGCUUGUUUUAAUGUAUCGCUUUUUCCUAUGUAUUAUUUUAUUCUUUGUGUGUUAAAUCAAGAUUUGAUGUUAUUCUGUGAUUCUUAUAAUAUUGAUUGUUUUUAUAGCAAUGCUAGAACUAUAUUUGUCAUUCAUUUAAAUAAUUUAGCAGGGCACAUGUUUGUAAGAAAGAGUGUACGUUUACUCACUGGAUGCUGAAGGGCAAUGCUGAAGCCUCGUUCUUUGUCGUUUUAAAACGACUUCAUACGUUAGAUAGGAUAUUUAUCUUUUCCAUAUCCAAAUGUCAGUAGUUAAUUUGGUUAUUGGUUAUGCUUUCUUUGCCUGAGAUGUGUUCAUAUCUUUUUAUUACUAUGUGCUUUAUCACAUGUACCAAGACAGCACGCCAACUGUAAAUACCACCAUUAGAAAAUAAAGGCUACUAUUUUUCAAACCUG